Haliotis rufescens (red abalone) is the source of this 1281-nucleotide messenger RNA. Its product is annotated as activating transcription factor 7-interacting protein 1-like. NCBI's taxonomy places the organism in Eukaryota, Metazoa, Mollusca, Gastropoda, Lepetellida, Haliotidae. The transcript has a single exon. The coding region runs from base 1 to 1281 and encodes 426 amino acids. The record is from RefSeq and is a predicted model, not a curated record.
AUGAUUGUUAAAAAGAAUGAAUUUAAUGAUAUGGAGAAUCUUGUUAGUGCAGACCCUGUUAGUGCAGACACUGUUAGUGCAGACAUGGUUAGUACAGACCCUGUUAGUGCAGACCCUGUUAGUGCAGACACUAUUAGUGCAGACUCUGUUAGUGCAGAGACUGGUAGUGCAGACACUGUUAGUGCAGACCCUGUUAGUGCAGACACUAUUAGUGCAGACACUGUUAGUGCAGACACUGUUAGUGCAGACCCUGUUAGUACAGACACUAUUAGUGCAGACACUGUUAGUGCAGACACUGUUAGUGCAGACACUGUUAGUACAGACACUGUUAGUGCACACCCUGUUAGUGCACACCCUGUUAGUGCAGACACUGUUAGUGCAGACAUGGUUAGUACAGACCCUGUUAGUGCAGACCCUGUUAGUGCAGACACUAUUAGUGCAGACUCUGUUAGUGCAGAGACUGUUAGUGCAGACACUGUUAGUGCAGACACUGUUAGUGCAGACACUAUUAGUGCAGACACUGUUAGUGCAGACACUGUUAGUGCAGACCCUGUUAGUACAGACACUAUUAGUGCAGACACUGUUAGUGCAGACCCUGUUAGUGCAGACCCUGUUAGUGCAGACACUAUUAGUGCAGACUCUGUUAGUGCAGAGACUGGUAGUGCAGACACUGUUAGUGCAGACCCUGUUAGUGCAGACACUAUUAGUGCAGACACUGUUAGUGCAGACACUGUUAGUGCAGACCCUGUUAGUACAGACACUAUUAGUGCAGACACUGUUAGUGCAGACACUGUUAGUGCAGACACUGUUAGUACAGACACUGUUAGUGCACACCCUGUUAGUGCAGACACUGUUAGUGCAGACAUGGUUAGUACAGACCCUGUUAGUGCAGACCCUGUUAGUGCAGACACUAUUAGUGCAGACUCUGUUAGUGCAGAGACUGUUAGUGCAGACACUGUUAGUGCAGACCCUGUUAGUGCAGACACUAUUAGUGCAGACACUGUUAGUGCAGACACUGUUAGUGCAGACCCUGUUAGUACAGACACUAUUAGUGCAGACACUGUUAGUGCAGACACUGUUAGUGCAGACCCUGUUAGUACAGACACUGUUAGUGCACACCCUGUUAGUGCACACCCUGUUAGUGCAGACAUGGUUAUUGCACACCCUGUUAGUGCAGACACUGUUAGUGCAGACAUGGUUAUUGCAGACCCUGUUAGUGCAGACACUGUUAGUGCAGACCCUGUUAGUGCAGACACUUUUAUGGCAAGCAUGGGUUGCUAA